AUGGGUGGCGGAAACGGUGCAAAGGCCCAGCAGGCUCGCGAGCGCAACGCUGCCAAGGCGGGCAAGGGUCCCUCGUCGCAGCUCAAAUCGAACGCGGCGGCUAUGUCGAUCCAGUGCAGCGUCUGCAAGCAGGCGUUCCAAAGCACUUCGAAGAGGCCAAUGCUUGAGCAGCACGUCGACUCCAAACAUUCGAAGCAGGGCUUUGCGACCUGCUUCCCCAACUACACUGGUUAG
Molecule: messenger RNA, 234 nt
Organism: Cutaneotrichosporon oleaginosum
Lineage: Eukaryota; Fungi; Basidiomycota; Tremellomycetes; Trichosporonales; Trichosporonaceae
Source: RefSeq, a predicted model, not a curated record